CAGGGGCCGGGCCGGCGCCGGAAGCGGCGGGGCCGGGAGAUUAAAGCGCCGAGCAGGGCCGCUGCUGCUCCCGGCUGUCUCCGCCGCUGCAGCCCCACGUCCCGCCCGCUAUGGAUGCGCGGGCCCGCGCCAAGCGUUACGAGAAGUUGGACUUCCUUGGGGAGGGGCAGUUUGCUACCGUCUAUAAAGCCAGGGACAAGACGAACAACCGAAUCGUGGCUAUUAAGAAGAUUAAACUGGGGCAUAGAUCAGAAGCUAAAGAUGGAAUCAACAGGACUGCCCUCAGGGAGAUAAAACUGUUACAGGAGCUAAGCCAUCCAAAUAUUAUUGGUCUUAUCGAUGCAUUUGGACACAAGUCAAAUAUUAGUUUGGUAUUUGAUUUUAUGGAAACAGAUCUAGAGGUUAUUAUAAAGGAUACAAGUAUUGUGUUGACGCAGUCUCACAUCAAGGCAUAUAUGCUGAUGACACUUCAAGGAUUAGAAUAUUUACAUCAGCAUUGGAUUUUACACAGGGAUCUUAAGCCAAAUAACUUGUUGCUAGAUGAAAAUGGAGUUUUAAAAUUGGCUGACUUUGGCUUGGCGAAAUCUUUUGGAAGCCCAAAUAGAGUUUAUACACACCAGGUAGUAACAAGAUGGUACCGAGCGCCAGAACUGUUGUUUGGGGCUAGAAUGUAUGGUGUUGGUGUUGAUAUGUGGGCUGUUGGUUGUAUUUUAGCCGAAUUGCUCCUCAGAGUUCCUUUUUUGCCUGGAGACUCUGAUCUUGACCAGCUGACAAGGAUAUUUGAAACUCUGGGCACUCCAACAGAAGAACAGUGGCCUGGGAUGACAAGUCUUCCAGAUUAUGUCACGUUUAAGCCUUUCCCUGGAAUGCCACUUCAACAUAUCUUCAGUGCAGCUGGUGAUGAUCUGCUCAAUCUUCUUCAAGGCUUAUUCACAUUUAAUCCUUGCACUAGAGUAACAGCUACUCAGGCAUUGAAACAGAAAUAUUUCAGUAACCGACCAGGACCAACUCCAGGAAAUCAACUGCCAAGACCCAACUGUCCUGCAGAAGCUGCAAAGGAGCAACAAAAUACAAUUUUGAAUUUAAAAAGGAAAAGAACAGAAGGAAUAGAUCAAGGAUUACCAAAAAAACUGAUUUUUUGAUUGCUGUGGAUGAUGAAUGAAAACGAGUGAAAAUUCCCCGAGUCCCAGCCAUUGAUAAAAUGCUGUAAUAGUCCCUGGAUCAUUAUUUUUCAAUAUUUUCAUGUGUAAAAUAUGAAUUUACUAUUUCCUUACUGACAUGAAAGUUUCACUAAUCCUUCUUUUUGCAAUAAAAAUGUUUUUAAGACAAAAAGAUUUUUUUAAUCUGGCUUGCUGUCUUGUUUGAGUCAUGCUCUGAGACAAUAACUGUCAAAGCUGCUUGCAGGCUACAGGUGUACACAGACUAAUUUUACAGAACCUCUGUGCUGAGUCACAUGCUAUUCUGAUGUAUCCUAAGGGCAAAGACUACAAAUAGCAUUUUCUUCUCACAUGUAACUUAGAUGAACAUAUGUCUGUCUUCCAGACCAAUAAUAAAAAUGUAAAAAUGUAAUGAAAGGGUAGGAUUUUUUUGGUUUCAGUUAGUAGGCUCAAGUAUUAAGAAACGAGUUUGCAUAUACUCUCACAGCAGUCGUGGAUUAAGACUUCUCCAAACACAGACCCACUACCUUGAAAACAGUAUGAAGUGUCGAAAGAAUGUGAAUUGUUUGGAAGGGUUUUUUUUUCCCUAUUCCAGUCUUGCAGGAGAAGUUACCUGAGAACAUGGAAAUACUGUUUCCUUCAAAACCCUGAAGAUUGCAGUGAGAGACAGAGGAGGAAGACCCAGCUGGGGAAACUACAGUAUACUAGUCCUCCUGUCAGCCUGUGUCUGUAUAACAAUCCAUAGUGCAGACACUGGACUCAUCUUUGCCUGAAUUCCAGUAUGGAGAGGUAGCAAAGUUUCUGCUGGGUAACCAAACUUCUGCAGUGGAGGGAACCAAGCUUACGUAUGCUGUUGCUGCAUCUUAACCAUGUGCCCACUGCUGUUGUGCAGUGGAUCUCAGGGAUACCUGCUGAGCCAUUGUCAUCUUCUGCCUUUGAACCACAUUCAGUACUCUCUUUUCUAAUUUUGCAGCAAGUGCAGUAGUUCAAGACUUUGAUGCUUGUAGAGGAGCAGCAAUGCUCAUGUGUUCCUUCGUUCUGCUGCUACUUGAGCUAAUGUAAAGUAUUAGGCCUUGUAAGGGAGAAGAGGUAGUAUUUCCCAGUAGCCAACUGUGUUCUGUAUUGGUUGUUGGCAGUUGAAAAGUAAGCAGAUCUCCUAAGAUCUAAUUGAUGGUGUAGAGAGAAGUUUUAUCCAUUAACAUUAGUUGUAUAUGUUUUUGUUUAAUCAAACAUCAUCCUCCUUAUUGCAGGCUAGAGGAUUAAGAUAACCACAGUCCUGCUUCUCACUGG
Messenger RNA from Poecile atricapillus (Black-capped chickadee), 2447 nucleotides. RefSeq names its product cyclin dependent kinase 7 (gene CDK7). Gene Ontology annotation, biological process: protein phosphorylation; positive regulation of transcription by RNA polymerase II. The transcript is spliced from 12 exons. The coding region runs from base 111 to 1142 and encodes 343 amino acids. Gene Ontology annotation, cellular component: cytoplasm; transcription factor TFIIH holo complex; nucleus. Lineage: Eukaryota; Metazoa; Chordata; Aves; Passeriformes; Paridae. Gene Ontology annotation, molecular function: RNA polymerase II CTD heptapeptide repeat kinase activity; cyclin-dependent protein serine/threonine kinase activity; ATP binding. The record is from RefSeq and is a predicted model, not a curated record.